GCUCGGCCAAAUGGCAAAACCUAAGCCACGUAUAGGGGAGUCAAUAUGUUGAUUCUCAAACCAUCCAUAUAUCCACGUUCAAAAGAAGAACAAAGUUAUCAGUAGUAACAUAUACUCAAUUUUAAUCCAUGGCUAUUCAAUGCAGCAAUUUUGUUCCAUACUUGAGCUGCAGUCCUAGUAAUAAAGAGAUACCCUCAUCAUUUAUCCGUUUCCCUGCAACUCAUCCCUUUUAUGUUGAUUCUACCAAAUUCAAGCUCUCAACUCCCAGGUUCAUCUCUGCCUUGGUUUCUGAUAACAAAGCUUUGGACUCUAAUUAUUCUGGUACUGAUAUGUUCAGAUUAACUUACUUGGAGGGGAAUAGCUGGUUGUGGGAAGUGGGAGGACUGAAAAUUCUAGUUGAUCCUAUCUUGGUGGGUAACUUGGAUUUUGGAAUUCCUUGGCUAUAUGAUGCUGCCAAAAAAUUUCUCAAGAAUUUCCAGCUUGAUGACCUUCCGGUGAUAGACUGCUUACUGAUUACACAAAGUCUUGACGAUCAUUGUCAUCUCAAGACAUUAAAGCCUCUUUCCCGCAAGUUCCCAAACCUGAGAGUUAUAGCAACUCCAAAUGCUAAGACACUGCUGGAUCCUCUUUUCAACAAUGUCAUCUACUUGGAACCUGGCCAGGAUUCUGAGAUUGAAGUGAGCAACGGCUUCCCGGUUAAAGUUAAGGCUACUGCAGGGCCAGUUCUUGGACCUCCUUGGCAGCGACCCGAGAAUGGAUAUCUUGUCACUUCUCCAAAUGGUGCUCUUACUCUCUACUACGAACCCCACUGUGUCUAUAACGAGACCUUCGUAGAGAAAGACAAGGCGGACAUUGUUAUUACUCCUGUCAUCAAGCAACUUCUACCAAGCUUUACAUUGGUUUCCGGACAAGAAGAUGCAGUUCAACUUGCAAAACACCUUUCUGCAAAGUUUGUUGUGCCGAUGAAGAAUGGUGACCUCGACAGCAAAGGGUUUCUCGCUAGUAUUGUUCAAUCUGAAGGAACAAUGGAAUCAUUCAAGGAACUUUUGUCAAAGGAACUACCAGAUGCAAAGGUACUUGAACCUACUCCUGGAGAACCACUGGAUAUCUCAAUAGCUGUACUGGGACAAUAAAAAGAGAGAUGUUUAUUUGAAUACUAGUUUCUCGACACGUGUAUCAUGAGUUAUUUAGUACAAAGUUUUUAUUAGCCA
Messenger RNA from Lycium barbarum (goji berry), 1211 nucleotides. RefSeq lists its product as uncharacterized. The record is from RefSeq and is a predicted model, not a curated record. The coding region runs from base 129 to 1133 and encodes 334 amino acids. The transcript is spliced from 8 exons. NCBI's taxonomy places the organism in Eukaryota, Viridiplantae, Streptophyta, Magnoliopsida, Solanales, Solanaceae.